Hibiscus syriacus is the source of this 1212-nucleotide messenger RNA. Its product is annotated as cyclin-D3-1-like. NCBI's taxonomy places the organism in Eukaryota, Viridiplantae, Streptophyta, Magnoliopsida, Malvales, Malvaceae. The record is from RefSeq and is a predicted model, not a curated record. Gene Ontology annotation, biological process: mitotic cell cycle phase transition; regulation of cyclin-dependent protein serine/threonine kinase activity. Gene Ontology annotation, molecular function: cyclin-dependent protein serine/threonine kinase regulator activity. Gene Ontology annotation, cellular component: cytoplasm; nucleus; cyclin-dependent protein kinase holoenzyme complex. The transcript has 4 exons. Bases 102 to 1127 code for a protein of 341 amino acids.
GAGAAAUGCCUGAAGGCCUCUCCUUCUUCUUCUUCUUCUCUGUUCUGUGAUGGAAACAAAGAUCUGAACAAAUUUUGGGGGUUUUUUUUCGGUGGAACAGAAUGGGUUUGAAUCAUCAAGGCUCUUCCUUUAUUUUCGAUGCUCUUUAUUGUUUGGAAGAACAAGAAGAAGAGGAUCGUUGUUUCGAUAAUGGGAUUGUUAAUAAAUCUAACCCUUUUCCAGUUUUGAUUGAACAAGACUUGUUCUGGGAAGAAGAUGAACUUUCCUCUUUACUUUCCAAGGAGGAGCACAAUCAACUCUUAUACAGCAUUCAAGCCGAUGGAAAUGUAGCUGAGGCUCGCCGGGAAGCUGUGGAAUGGAUGUUGAAAGUCAAUGCUCACUAUUCCUUCUCCGCUCUCACCGCCGUUCUUGCCAUAAAUUAUCUCGAUAGAUUCUUGUCGAGCAUCCGGUUACAAAUCGAGAAGCCAUGGACGACUCAACUAGCUGCAGUCGCUUGUGUUUCUCUUGCAGCCAAAGUGGAGGAAACCCAAGUGCCUCUCCUACUGGAUUUACAAGUGGAGGAGACAAGAUAUGUGUUCGAGGCCAAAACUAUACAAAGAAUGGAGAUUUUGGUACUCUCUUCCCUUCAAUGGAAGAUGAACCCUGUAACCCCACUUUCAUUUCUCGAUUACAUAACAAGGAGGCUUGGAUUAAAGGACUAUCUUUGCUGGGAAUUUCUCAGGAGAUGCGACCACAUUCUGCUCUCUGUCAUUUCAGAUUCUAGGUUUAUGUGCUACCUUCCUUCUGUAAUGGCCAGUGCUACAAUGCUCCACGUUGUUGAUAGUGUGGAGCCUAAUCUUGGAGUAGAAUAUGAAAAUCAGCUAUUAGGCAUCCUGGGAAUUGAUAAAGACAAGGUAAAUGAAUGCUGUGAGUUGAUAAUGGAAUCGGCAACAAGAGUAUUCGAAGGCAACGAAUCGAAGAAGCGCAGGUUUAGCACCGUCCCCGGAAGCCCGACCGGUGUGAUUGAUGUCUCGUUCAGUUCCGACAGCUCGAUCGAAUCAUGGGCGGUGGCAUCAUCGUCAGUGUCUUCCUCACCUGAGCCUAUGUCGAAGAAGAGCAGAACUCUGGAAAUGCUAAGCAUUCAGUGAAUUUCCAUCUCAAUUUCAGGCUAUAAAUAGUGUAAUAUGUAAUAAUAUUGAUGUUGUUUUGUAUGGAUGGGAGUUAAAUUGCUUA